UUAGAAGUGUUUCGUGUAGUUUUUCGGAAAUUUACUAACAAUGGCAAAGUUUAUUAUGCUUCUUGCGCUCCUGGUUGCAAUUGUUGCGCUGACCAGCGCGCAGCAUGGACAUGGACAACAAGGAUUCGGGGGUGGUUUCGGACAUGGACAAGUUGGUGGGCACGGUGGAGUAGGCCCAGGUUUCGGAAGCCACGGAGCCCAAGCUUAUGGAGGAGGACGCCAGGGACAUGGCGGCCAUGGUCAAAGUCAUGGUCACGGUCACGGUCACGGACAUGGUCACGGGCACGGCAGGCAUUAG
Molecule: messenger RNA, 298 nt
Organism: Sabethes cyaneus
Lineage: Eukaryota; Metazoa; Arthropoda; Insecta; Diptera; Culicidae
Product: holotricin-3-like
Exons: 3
Coding region: 41-298 (85 amino acids)
Source: RefSeq, a predicted model, not a curated record